Messenger RNA from Teleopsis dalmanni, 2247 nucleotides. RefSeq names its product protein CREG1 (gene CREG). Bases 278 to 925 code for a protein of 215 amino acids. The transcript is spliced from 4 exons. The record is from RefSeq and is a predicted model, not a curated record. Lineage: Eukaryota; Metazoa; Arthropoda; Insecta; Diptera; Diopsidae.
AAUUUAAUAUUGCCCGAGUGUUCGUCGCGGUUGUGUUAAAAUUAGCUGGAAUUAAUUAAAUUCCGAUUUUUUGUUUUAAAAUCAUAAAAUUAUCAAAUUUAACAAUUUCUUUUGUUUUUGUAAUUUCCUUUCACAAUCUUCUUAAACAAAAGCCGUUGAAUAACUGAAGUUAAGUUUAGUCGUCCGAAAAUUGCGUAGAAAAGUGGUUGUUGAAGGUUUUUAAAGCCUGAAAAUUUUUUACUGUGUAUUUAAGAAGAAAAAAAAUAAAUAUUCCAAUAUGUCUAACAAAACAACUUUUACAACGCUUUUGCUCCUCACAGCAAUUGCAAUUGAUUUAACCUAUUGCUACUCAGCACUGGAGGACUCGCGUUUAAUAUCAGAAUAUAGAAAGCAGUUGCGUGAUACAUCUAAAUAUGCAAAAGUGGCCCGUACUUUAGUACAUGAUGCGGACUGGGCCUCUGUGGGCACUAUAUCGACAGACAACAACACACUUGAUUAUCCAACAGUAAAUGUAAUCUCUACAGAUGAUAAUGAUAUCAAUGGAAAAUCGACUGGUAGAAUACAUUUUCUACUAACUGAUUUGGAUUUUACUGGCAAGGAUUGGAAACACGAUAAUAAAGUAUCUUUCUUAUAUACUGAAAAUCAAACGGGUAAAUGUAAGGCACGUGGUAUCGAUCCUAUGGAACCAACAUGCGCUCGCACUUUAAUAACUGGUAAAGUUGUAGAGAUGGACAAAAAUUCAAAUGAAUAUGUGAACGCCUUGACUGCUUUUAAGCAAAGACAUCCUUCUGCCACAAAAUGGAUGAAAACUCAUACUUUUUAUAUAUGUGAAUUGAAUAUACAAAAUAUCUAUGUACUUAAUUUCUAUGGCGGUCCACAUAAUGUACCUGUUGAAGCUUAUUAUAGUGCUGUUCUCAAUUAUUAAAAUUAUUUUCAUAUAUUGUAAGCUUAAAUUACAAGGAUUAGUUGCUGUAGAUCUUCUAGGUAUUUUAGUCGUUUUCUUCGAGGACUUUAUAGUUUUCUUAUUAUACAUAUAUACAAAUAAUAUCUUAUUAGCUGAGGGGUGUACCAGGCUGGAGGAGCUUGAGGUUUAAACCAACACUCAAAAUAUUGCGAACCACUUCAUAUUAGAUAUAAUAGAUUUUUUUUUAGUUGAAAGAUUUAUGAACUUUCAAAUAGUUUUCAAAACCCUUUUUAAAUGAGUCUCUGCAUAUCUCACUGCGAAUUAAUAUUAUUAUGCUCUGUAUAUGGUUUAAUAGAUAUAUAGAAUGUCUGCUUCGACAAUCAAUUUGUCAUAAAACCAAUAAGGUUGUCUAUACUUAAAUCUAUCUAUCUCUCUAUCAAUAAAUAUUGAUAUGAUAUUUUUGUUUUGUUUUAAUAGUACUGUAUCCAUCUUAUAACUGAUCUAUAAGUAAAUGAAAUACGCCUUGUAAAUAUAGACAGUCAGUUUUAGUAGUGAUAGCGGAAGAAGAAACAUAUAUGAACAAUUUUUUUAAAUGAAAAAUUUUAUAUAUACAAUAACUUACGAUAUUAAUUGUGAUAGUUUAUAUAAUAACCAUUUUAACUUAUAAUUUUAAGAUGACACUUUUAUCUUGACAAUGCGUUGACAACUAUAGCUAUCAACUUCAUUUAAUGCAGCUAAUUAUAUUUGAAAUCUACUUAACUAGAUCCAUCAAAAUAAUACUAUAUCUUUGAUAUUUUAAUUAAAAUAUUUUAAAAUAUGAUUGAAAUAUUGACAUUGCUCUAAUUAAUACCAUUUACACCACUUCCUCAUUAAUGUUCUUCAGUAAAUAAAUAAUAUUUCUAUAUCUUAUGUGAACGGAUAUAUUUCGAUGAAAUACUUUACUAUACAAGUAUAUGAAUUUGAAAGUAUUCUAGCAUUAGUAUACUCGAAUUCGAACAUUUGAAUCGAACAUCUAACGUGUUCGAAAUUGCUUAGUAGAAUUUUAGAAACUGAGGUUCGAACAUAUAUCUCGAGUAAAAUUAUACUCGAACAUUAAAAUUCUCCUAACUUCGAACACCUCAAAGAAUAUUAAAAACACUAAUAUACAUAGUAUAAACCUUCUUACAUUUGUCUGACUAUAACUUCUUUGUAAUUUAGGCUACAUUAAUAGGUGUAUAAUUUUUAUAAAAUGUGUAUAAAUGAACUAGAGAUUUUAGAAUCUCACAGAUUGUAUGAAACCGAUAUAUAAAAAUGACCGAUUGAAAAAUAUACUUAAAAUAAGAUACUUUGUGACUAAAUGAAAC